AACAGCGGUGAAAGAGCUAAGGGGUUACAUUAAUGACCUGAGUACCACUAUUUAUUGACAUAGUAAAUAUGUUUGCUGCUAUAAUAACAUCCAGAAUGUGAAAUGCAGCCUUCAAACCGCGGAGCGCUGCCGGCCCGAUCACCUCAUCACUCAGUUUCCGGCUCAUUCGGCGUGUUUGCUCAGUUUGACCUACGAACCGACCGAGAGCCAGAUUUAUUUUUGAUGGGUGAGGCGAAGCGAAUGAUUUCACAAAACUCAACACGAUGUGAAUUCUGCGAUGUGAGAAGAAGUGGAAAGAACAAGUCCCAUCUCGUUCCACUCCGAGUGGCUGAGUGGAGUUUGAUUUCAGCAGCUCCUGGUCGGACCCGUUUUCAGGCUGUCUGUGUUCAGCGUGUUGGAGGAAGCCCUCGGAGCCAGGAGGUCGAAACUAAAGAAGCUGCAUUCUGGGUGAGAAGAGAAGCGUGUCGUCGUCGACGUGGACACAUCGAACGGGACAAGACGACCGCGUUGAGCUCAUCGCCGCAGAGGGAACCCGACACACACAGCUGUGAAGCUUCAGCAUCUGGACCAUGUUCUCCUCCGCUACCCCGUACAAGAACCAGCACUACUCCCAGCUGAAGAACGACCGCAUCAACGACAAGACGCUCUUCGAGGACCCCGAGUUCCCGGCCACCGAUGCCUCGCUGUACUUCAAGAGACCCCCUCCCGGAAUGGUGGAGUGGAAACGACCGGCGGAGAUAAGCAACGAUCCCUAUCUGUUCGUGAAGGGCAUCAGCUCCCACGACCUGAACCAGGGAGUGGUGGGGAACUGCUGGUUCGUUGCCGCCUGCUCCUGCCUGGCUCUGAAGCCGGACCUCUGGAAGAAGGUCAUUCCCGAUCACAUGGCCCAGGAGUGGGAUCACAAACACCCGGAGAAGUAUGCUGGAAUUUUCCACUUUCAGUUCUGGGUGUUUGGAGAGUGGGUGGACGUGGUGGUGGACGACCGGCUGCCGACAAUCAACGGCGAACUCAUCUACUGUCACUCGAAAGACAACAACGAAUUCUGGAGCGCUCUGCUGGAGAAGGCCUACGCCAAGCUCUCCGGCUGCUACGAGUCUUUGGAUGGGGGAAACACCGGAGACGCCGUGGUGGAUUUCAGUGGCGCCGUGGCUGAAGCCAUCGACCUGGAGAAAGAAGCUUACUACAAGGACCAGAAAAAACAAGACCAGCUGUUAGAGGAUCUGCUCAAGGUCUACGACCGCGGAGGAAUCAUAAGCUGCUCAAUUAAGGCAAGUCCGAAUGAGAUUGAAAUGGAGAUGGCCAACGGGCUGGUGAAAGGCCACGCGUACUCUGUGACCGCGGUGAAGAAGGUGCGCGUGGGUCACGGGCUGCUGGCCUACGUCAAGAACGAAACCAUUCCUCUGAUCCGCAUGAGGAACCCCUGGGGCAAGACCGAGUGGAAAGGGGCCUGGAGUGACAGCUCCGAGGAAUGGUCGACGGUCGGCGACAUGGAGAGGGCCAAUCUCGGCAUCACGGUGGAGGACGAUGGGGAGUUCUGGAUGGAGUUCACGGACUGGUGCAAGUUGUUUUCGAACGCCGACAUCUGCCGCCUCAUCAACACGUCUGUGAUCAGCGUCUACAAGACGUGGAACGAGGUCGUGCACUUUGGCAGCUGGACCAAGAACGCAGAGCCGCUCUUGAACCGCUGCGGCGGCUGUGCUAACCACAAGCUAACGUUCCUGCAGAACCCUCAGUUCUUGUUCGAUGUGACGAAGGAGGCCGACGAGGUCCUGAUUUCUUUGCAACAGAAGGACAUGAAGAGCCACAGGAAAUAUGGACGGGGGGAGAAUCUCAGCAUCGGCUUCGCUAUCUUCAAGGUGGAGCUGAACAGGAAGUAUCGGAUGCACGACAUCCUGACCCAGGGCUGCGUGGAGACGUCCACCUACAUCAACGCCCGCACGGUGUUCAUGAGGUGCACGCUGCAGCAGGGCCGCUACGUCAUCAUCCCCACCACCUUCGAGCCGCUCACGCUGGGCGACUACAUGAUCCGAGUGUACACCGACGUGGACUCGGGCUGCAGGGAGCUGACGGAGGACAAGCCCAAAAUCAACUGCUGGAGCUCCUUCGUCGGGUACCCACAAGCUGUGACUCACGUCUACGUCCACGGAGCCGAGGAGCUGCAGAACCAGGACCGCGCAGGAGGUGCCGACCCCUACGUCAUCAUUUCCUGUGAGGGCCGGUCCGUCCGGUCCACCGUCAAGACGGACACCCUGCAGCCCGAGUUCCUCACCAGCGCCAUUUUCUACAGGAAGAAACCCAGGAAGCCCGUCACCGUGCAGGUGUGGAACAGCAACGGCGUGAAGGACGAGUUCAUGGGCCAGGUGGUGCUGUCCGGCUCGGUGAAGGACACCUACGAGCCGCAGCGGCUGCAGCUGAGGAAGCGAGGCCGGCAGUCGGCCGACGAGAUGCCCGGCAGCAUCAGCCUGAGGAUCGCCACCUCCACUCAGCUGACCGCCAUGUGACCUCUGACCUCGGCGAGGCCUCCAUCACCUCCGAGGACCACGCGGCGAACGUCUUCGUCCGCGAUUGUGACUCAUUUUUUAUCCUUUUCUAAUGUUUACUUUUUAUAUAUCAUCGUGUAACUUGUAAAGUAUUUUUAUAUAUUGGCAUUUUUUAAAUUGCGUGUAAAGAUAUCAUUCCUUUUUUUAUUUUACACUCGAUGCUGUGAGUGUAAUUUGUCAAGUCUUAACAUAUACUUUAUUAUUUUAUCUUUUAUGUUCACCUUUUAUGCAGAAAAAAAAACUCAUCGAAGAUGUAAUAAUGCGUUAUAUAUUUCUUUUAAUGCACCUUCUGCUCCUUCCAUCAUCAUCGUGGUGUAAACUCGUGAUUAUUAAAUGAAAUGCAAAACACUAAAUGGCAUUUAAAGAAAUUUAACCUAGAAUCACAACUAACACACAACUCUGGUUUUCUUCCUCUUUUUUUAAUUUCAGUCCAGUUCCCAAAACUGCAAUAUUUUGUUUGUUUUACAACUCAAGACACAGCCAUGCACAAUUCAAAGUUCAAAAAAGUCUAUUGCUUCAACCACAAUUAAAAAUACUUUUAUCCAAAACCCCA
This is a messenger RNA of Pseudoliparis swirei, 3093 nucleotides long. RefSeq names its product calpain-5-like. The transcript has 14 exons. Lineage: Eukaryota; Metazoa; Chordata; Actinopteri; Perciformes; Liparidae. Gene Ontology annotation, molecular function: calcium-dependent cysteine-type endopeptidase activity. The record is from RefSeq and is a predicted model, not a curated record. The coding region runs from base 570 to 2501 and encodes 643 amino acids. Gene Ontology annotation, biological process: proteolysis. Gene Ontology annotation, cellular component: cytoplasm.